CAGUCAGCUCCAGUGAAGUGUCAAAGUCACUAGAACGGUUGACCAUAGGUAUAUUUUGAGGUUACGAGAUUAUUUUGAUUCAUAUUUACUCAUAAAACUUUUUAAGAAACAAGUGUAUUUCUUGAACAUUGCUGUCAUUAUAUUUAUAAACAUUUCUUCUCAAAGAAAAAUGGAGUUUAAUGUCACUUUUAUAACCGGUCUAGGUUGCGGUAUUUGCAUCGGUUUAUCGCUAUUUGCUUUAAAAAAAUACCUUGGAAUGUUUUCUGACACCAGUAAAGCUAUAAAAAAGUUUGCAUCAAACUCUGAAUACAAACUAGUAUUAGUUGUAAGAACAGAUUUAAACAUGGGUAAAGGGAAAAUAGCUGCACAGUGCGGUCAUGCAGCUGUUGGAGCCUACGAAAAAGCAUUAAAAAGGGAUCCAGACGGUUUAAAACUAUGGCGAUUGACUGGCCAGGCAAAAAUUGCACUUAAAACAGACUCAGUAGAUGAAAUUAAGCAAAUAGCUGAUAAUGCAAAGAAGAUGGGCCUAGUCACGUCAUUAAUAAGAGAUGCAGGCAGAACUCAAAUUGCACCAAACUCCAUCACUGUUCUCGGUGUGGGUCCUGCACCAAAGGAUGUUAUUGAUAAAGUUACUGGACAUUUAAAAUUGUUGUAAAUAUAUACUUAAAUAAUGA
This is a messenger RNA of Vanessa atalanta (red admiral), 674 nucleotides long. Its product is annotated as peptidyl-tRNA hydrolase 2, mitochondrial-like. Gene Ontology annotation, cellular component: cytosol; mitochondrion. Gene Ontology annotation, molecular function: peptidyl-tRNA hydrolase activity. Bases 170 to 655 code for a protein of 161 amino acids. The record is from RefSeq and is a predicted model, not a curated record. NCBI's taxonomy places the organism in Eukaryota, Metazoa, Arthropoda, Insecta, Lepidoptera, Nymphalidae. The transcript is spliced from 2 exons.